AUGGCAGCAGCAGCAGUUCAGCCCGACUUUAGAAGGAGUACUAGGGAGUACACUCAAGUCUUCACCGAUUCUAAGCAUCUUAUCAGCAAGUAUGGUCUCCAUAGGCAAGCUAUUAGAGACUUCCUCGAGCAAUAUCAGGAUAAGAGUCUUAGCGACGAUAUUUGGGGGACUAAGAAGUACAUGACUCAACUACAGAAGGUGGUUGAUGGUCUUAAUGACCGUGUUGAUAUUAGUUUGGAUGAUCUACAGCAGUCUACCAUGGAGGACGGCCUUAUUGAGGCUAUUAUAAAGAAUACUCAGAGAUACCAUCUCUUCUUCGUAGAGGAGUGUCAUGCUAUCAUGCCUCAGCCCUCAGUACAUUUCCAACCAAACCCCAAUAGAGAUGUAAGAGCCCAGAAUGAGUGGAAGGAGGCUGUGGAUGAACAUAUCACCUCACAGAGGGCCCUCGCGGGUACUGCUGAUCCUCAGAACAAGAUGCCUGAGCGAAUGAAAUGGGACUUUGUGGUGUACAUCCAUCUACCUAAGGACUCUGUAUCGACACCUCUACGUGAGGUUAAGUCCGGUAGUGUUGGUAGGUUCAUCAAAAUGGAUGGUGUUGUUACCAAGGCCGCUGGAGUUAAGGCUAAAGUGGAGGUUGCUACAUAUCUGUGUGAAACCUGUGGGGAGACGAUAUGGCAGGUUGUCGAUUCGGAUGCAUUCAUGCCUAUUGGACAGUGUCCUACUCCUCGUUGCAAAACCAAUAAAACUCUGGGUACUGUGAACCUCUUGUGGAAAUCGUCUAAGUUCGUCAA
Perkinsus marinus ATCC 50983 is the source of this 791-nucleotide messenger RNA. Its product is annotated as dna replication licensing factor mcm7, putative. Gene Ontology annotation, biological process: double-strand break repair via break-induced replication; DNA strand elongation involved in DNA replication; DNA replication initiation. The record is from RefSeq and is a predicted model, not a curated record. Gene Ontology annotation, cellular component: nucleus; MCM complex. The transcript has 8 exons. The annotation marks the transcript as partial. Gene Ontology annotation, molecular function: single-stranded DNA binding; single-stranded DNA helicase activity; ATP binding. NCBI's taxonomy places the organism in Eukaryota, Perkinsozoa, Perkinsida, Perkinsidae.